AAUACUUGUUAGGCUGCCCUUGAAAUCAAUUCUCAGAUUCAAAACCGUCUCAAGGCAAUGGAGAUCAACACUCGAGUCAAGGAGGUUCGCGGACAGGCGUAUGCUUGUUCCAAAGAAGCGGAAAUUCUUGGCUGUCGGAAAUCAGGCCCAGACGCGGUUCCAAGGAAACGAAGAGAUCGAGAUGGUGUACUUAGAGCGUGAUAAAGAAGCCACACGACCUUCGUUGACAUGUGACGGUGUGGUUUGCAUCCCGGAACCGAAUUGGGUCAGUGUCUUGAAUCCUUCGACAGGAGAGUUUCUUAGAUUCUGUAGCGGUCCCUUCCACUAUGAGAACCACAUGUCUUACGCAGAAGGAUGGUGGAGCGAAUUCAAUAUAAACUCGGCGAUGGGAUUUGGUAAGGACGAAGUUAACGGGAAGUAUAAAGUCGUGAGCAUGUUGUUUGAUCAUAACCAUUACCAGAUUCUUGAUGUUGACAUUGGCCAAUGGCGGAAACUAGUUCCGCCUCCUUACAAGGUUGAAACGAGAAGUAAGUCGGCCUGUGUGAAAGGAUCCAUCUACUGGUUAGAUCUUUUUCGUAUAUAUAAGCUACUAGCUUUGGAUCUUCACACAGAAGAAUUUCGGGAUGUCCAGGUACUUCCUCCCAUUUUGCACUCCGCCGGAGCUCGGAUAGUGAACCUUGAUGAUCGUCUAGCCAUAGCUGAUAUCUGUAUGAUGAAACCUGGAUGGAAUCUAGAGAUAUGGAUCAUGGAUGCACAAGAAGAAACAUGGAGUAUGACUUACAGCCAGGGCCGGCCCUGGGCUAAAGCCCAUAAAGCCAGGGCUUUAGGCGCCAAAAUUAUUUAUGUUAUAAGGGGCGCCAAAUUACAAAAUAUCUCUUUAGUAUAG
Raphanus sativus (radish) is the source of this 886-nucleotide messenger RNA. Its product is annotated as F-box/LRR-repeat protein At2g43260-like. The transcript has 2 exons. The record is from RefSeq and is a predicted model, not a curated record. Bases 101 to 886 code for a protein of 261 amino acids. Gene Ontology annotation, molecular function: protein binding. Lineage: Eukaryota; Viridiplantae; Streptophyta; Magnoliopsida; Brassicales; Brassicaceae.